CGGGUACGGCGUGCGAUCCGCUGUAGUGUGUGUGUCCGCUCGCGUUUGCUUGCACGUGUACGUUCGUUUUCGGAUCGUUAUGAUAUAAACUCCUUAACAUAAGUCAGAGUAGUUUUUUUUUUAAAUUGUUUUUGUUAUACACACAUUUGCCACCGUCUACGCGCGAUGGUCUUGUGCAUGGGUAAGACAAUUUAAGGUCAUACAUUAAAAAAAAAAAAACCGCAAGUCGCUAAACGGUUGUUGUUCCAGACGAGAUUACUCACCAUUAGAUGGAGUAUCGUCUUUUCGACCAGCUAGCAGUACGGAUGCUACAGAGACGAUACACAUAGAGUGCGGGUAUCGUUAUAAUUUUGCAAAAACUGCAAUAUUUCAUAUCGUAGCGGUAUGCAUGGUUGGCAUACCAUACUUGGUCAUCCAUUGGUCGAGUAAUUUAAAGUUACUGUUCCUCAUGUCUAAAAGUCCAUUGUCGACGGCCGAUUGCAUUCUUGUCAACGAUGCGAACGAUUGUAACAAAAUCUACGAAAUCAAAACGUCGGUUAUCAAAUGUUUUAAAGGGGAACCCAAAACUGUUAGACACUUUAAACAUCAGUUAUUGAAGUAUAUAUGGGACGACAGAGAGAAUGUGUUUAGAUUGCUACAAGGUCUGGACAAUGGAACCACGACGCUAUCAGAGCUGUUGGAAAAAUGUCACGGCCUAACGGCGGAAGAGCACGCAAGCCAGUUGGAACUAUUUGGGAAAAAUGAAAUCAUUGUGGAAGUACCUUCGUAUUGGAAGUUGUUUUUCGUAGAGGUGUUAAAUCCUUUUUAUGUCUUCCAAAUAUUUAGCAUAGGAUUAUGGUUUUUCGAUGAUUACGAAAUCUACGCAGUGUGCGUUUUGGUUAGUUCAGCUUUUUCGAUCGGGACGUCUUUAUAUCAACUGAAACAGCAAAGCCAGUCACUCAAAGAGAAUGUAGAUACUCAUAACUGUGAUAUAUACACGGUGUUACGAAGAGAUGGCGAGAGUGUCAAAGUAAAAGCAGAGUACUUGGUUCCCGGAGAUGUGAUAGUAAUACCACCGGGCGGUGGCAAUAUAGCGUGUGACGCUUUAUUGCUUUCCGGUAAUUGUAUCGUGGACGAAAGCCUUUUAACAGGCGAAAGCGAUCCCAUAACGAAAAGUCCUCCUUCGUCCAUCGAAGAGUUUUGCUAUAUUAGCUCUGCUCAUAAACAUCAUACGUUGUACUGUGGAACCAGGAUUUUACAAUCAAGAUUUUACGCCGGUGCUCAGGUCUUGGCGUUAGUCGUGAGAACUGGUAGCUCUACAGCCAAAGGAAAUCUGAUACGGUCAAUUAUGUUUCCUAAGGAAAUGGACUUCGAAUUCUAUCAGGACUCAAUUAAAUUUGUCAUGAUUAUGUUUGUUGUGGCAACACUGGGAAUGGGAUAUUGUGCUUAUUUAUACAUGAAGAGACAAGCUUCAGCUCAGUACAUUGUCAUAAGAAGUCUGGACAUUUACACUGUGGUCGUGCCCCCAGCUUUACCGGCAGCAAUGACAAUUGGCAUUGUACAUUCUCUCCAACGCUUGAAAAACCAAAGGAUAUAUUGUACAUGCCAGUCUCGUAUUAACGUCUCCGGUAAAAUAAAACUCGUUUGCUUUGACAAGACAGGAACAUUGACAGAAGACGGGUUAGAUUUUUCAGGAGUUCUGCCUUUUUACGGAUGCAAAGAUACUACAACCGAUAUUUCCAAAAAACUUGUAAAUGAUUUAACCGAGUUAGAUGUGCGAUCUCCGCUUAUAGCUACUUUGGCCACCUGCCAUUCUUUAACACACAUACAAGGGUCACUGGCGGGGGAUCCGUUAGAUUUGAGCAUGUUCAACGCUACCAAAUGGGACUUCGAAGAACCAGGAGCUGAUAGUGCGAGAUACGAUAAUCUGUUACCAUCGUUAGUGAGACCACCAAAGUACUUAGAUUCCGAAGAAAGCCCUAUCGAAAUCGGUAUUGUACAUCAGUAUCCGUUUAACUCUAAAACCCAAAGUAUGUGUGUCAUCGGUCAAGUUCUCGGCUCCCGAGGUUAUACCGUGUAUUGUAAAGGGGCGCCGGAAAAAAUCAUACACAGUUGUUUGUUAGAUACGAUUCCUCCAAACAUUUUUGCUGUGCUGGAAGAAUAUGGCUCACUAGGGUACCGAGUAUUAGCACUGGCAUACAAAAACUUGCCGAAAAAAGUAAACUGGAAAACCUUAUAUCACUUGAGAUUAGAAGACGUUCAAAGCGAUUUAACUUUUCUCGGAUUUCUUGUCAUGCAGAAUAAGCUCAAGCCAGAAUCCAAGUCGGUCAUUCGCCAGUUAAGGGCUGCCGAUAUAAAAAGCGUAAUGGUUACAGGAGAUAAUCUGUAUACCGGAAUAAGCGUCGCAAAGGAAUGUUCCAUGCUCCAACCUAGCGUUAAGCUCGCUGUUGUUACAGCAACGCCUAGUACCGACAUAACCAGAGCAGACAUCAAGAUAGAUCCAGCGUUUGGUCAUAGCUUAGAUGAAUCUGGUAGUAUGCAGUACGCUAUUGAUGGCAAAUCUUGGUCGGUGUUGGAAUCCGAAUUUCCUAGUUGGUUACCACAAAUUGUCACCAAGGGUCUGGUGUUCGGACGUAUGUUACCGGAACAAAAAGUGAAACUUGUGGAGUAUUUUCAAAGUUUGGGAUAUGUGACAGCUAUGUGUGGUGACGGAGCCAAUGAUGCGGGUGCUUUAAAAGCGGCCCAUGUAGGGAUAUCACUUUCGCAAGCUGAAGCAUCAAUAGCUGCUCCUUUUACAUCACAAGUAACAAACGUAACGUGUGUGACAAAACUGAUUCAAGAAGGACGAUGCGCUCUGGUUACGAGUUUUGGUAUAUUUAAAUACAUGACGUGCUACAGCAUAAUACAGUUCAUAACAUUGGUUAUACUCUAUAGUAGAGGAAUUAUGUUAGGAAACUUUCAAUUUUUGUACUUUGAUUUUGUACUUACUACAUCAUUGGCCAUCGUAAUGGGCGACAGUGAACCUACGGAUAAAGUUCAUCCUCAUCGACCGCUAUCUAGAAUAUUGACAGCAAAAAAUUUGAUACCGUUGGUCUUGCAAAUUUUAGUUUGUGCAUUGAUUCAGCGAGCAUCAUUAUUUUACCUAGGAUUACAGAAAUGGUUUGUUCCUGCUACUCCAGGAUGGUCAGACAAUGAUAUGAUUGUGUGUUGGGAGAAUACGACGUUGUUUUUUACCAGUGCAUAUCAAUAUAUCAUUCUAGCGUUGGUCUUAAACAAAGGACAUCCUCAUCGCCAACCAUUUUAUAAGAACUUAUCCUUCACCAUCGUCGUUGUUGGGUUGACAUUGUUCACAUUAUUGUUACAAGCUAACGCAAUUCCAACAUUUUCAAAGUUAUUUGAUAUCGUCGUUUUGAAUCGAACACAUAAAAAAAAACAAAUGCUAUACCUCGUUACUUUAUUGGCUUUUCCCUUGUUGCAUCUUUACCUAGCUAUUAUGAUUGAGGUAUUAGCAGAGUCAUUGGUGUUAAAAAAUUUCAUUAACUUUAUUAGAAGGAAAAGGAAGCCGAAAAAUACUUACAAGCAGUUGGCCAGUAACCCGUCAACAUGUAUGUCGAUAUAAGUCUGAAUAUUUCACUACAAAAUGUGAUAGUACAAUAAUUUUACUCUCUAUGUUAUCUCAUUUUUAGAUAACACUAUCUAUAAACCUUAUACUAUUAUAUUAUAAGAACUUACUACUUAUGAUGUAAAAUACCUGUGUCGCUACGAUUCCUACAUAUUGUUUGUGUAUUAUAAUAUAAAUACAUAUAUAGAUAUUAUAUAUUUCUUAAUAUCAUAGUUUU
This is a messenger RNA of Adelges cooleyi (spruce gall adelgid), 3818 nucleotides long. Its product is annotated as polyamine-transporting ATPase 13A3-like. The coding region runs from base 389 to 3598 and encodes 1069 amino acids. Gene Ontology annotation, molecular function: ATP hydrolysis activity; polyamine transmembrane transporter activity; P-type transmembrane transporter activity. Gene Ontology annotation, biological process: polyamine transmembrane transport; intracellular calcium ion homeostasis. NCBI's taxonomy places the organism in Eukaryota, Metazoa, Arthropoda, Insecta, Hemiptera, Adelgidae. Gene Ontology annotation, cellular component: membrane. The transcript has 21 exons. The record is from RefSeq and is a predicted model, not a curated record.